ACGAAAGCAAUCGGAACAAUAAGAAAGCAGCAUCAUCCCGCCCCGUCGCCCGGCUGCCUGCCUUCCGAGCCGGUGGGCAGGCGUGGUCGUCCUGCCCACUUCCGCACUUAACCUCUUGCCUGUGGGCGAGCUCUGUCGGUGGGCUUGGGAUUGCAAUCAGGAGUGUAGGAUUGCCUGCUUGUUUUCGGUCUUGACAUAUUUUAUAAUCAUAAUCAUAAUUAUUAUUAUUAUUAUUAUUGGCGUGCUUUUUUGCAGGCUGUCUUAUCAAGCUAGCUGUAAUAAUAUGGUUGUGUUGACCAACGCUACUACCACCAGUAACAGCAAUGAAGCGCGGGAUUACAUCCUGGUAGCCGAGCGCAGCGCCUCUGCGCCGAGUUCGCCGUCCAAGCGAGUGUCGCCGGCCAAGAAGAAGCAGUUCUUCAUCAAUCAGGCCAUCCGCAACUCGGAUCUCAUCCCACGGGCCAAAGGCAAGAAGAGCUUGCAGCGCCAGGAGAACUCUCGAUAUCUGGCUAAUUUGCUAGAGAGGGAUGAGUGCUCCAAAGAUGAAGCAGAUGCGAGCAGAGAGCCUGCAGCCCCCUCCAUAUUCACAGAGGCCUGUACCAAUAGCAGUUACAUCCAGUCAUGGAAUGAUUUUAUGAAUCGUUCCGGAGAUGAACAGGACAAGCUGCUGGCUCUGCUGGAGGAGAAGGCUGGAAAGAGCUGCUCCGAAAGGCUGCCUAAGGAUGAGAGAGAAUUGGAUCCAGCCUACACUGCUCAGGACUGCUUCCAGCGGAUCGACCGGAGGCUUCGCACUGUGCUCAGGAGGCGACACGUCCCCAUGGGGAUGCUGGAGGUGCUGGAAGAAGAUCUGCUGCGUUUUUUUGUGGCUCAUCCUCGCUCUGUUUACACCACAAAACUGGCCAGCAGCUAUGAGAGACUGCUGCUUCACGCUGUCUGCCAGUACAUGGACCUCGUGUCCGCAAUCCCCUGUUUCCCCCUGUAUUUCUCGCAUAAUUUAGGUAUCAACCACAACGGUGAUCGUCAAACGAAGGUUGUGAACAAACAGCAGGAGUUUUCACCCCCGAAACUUUUGCUGUCUGCCUACCUGGAGCAGAUGAGCUGAGAGCGGAGCGCGGCCUGACAGUCACCACCAACUUCACAGAUUGUUAAAGCAGUAAUCGCUUGUCACUUGUGUUUGGAGCAAAGAGAUGGUACUCGUACUUCUUCCCUGGGAUCUCGGCUUCUUGGUCUGACCAGGAUGAGCUCUCAGCCAUGGAUGGGGGAAACGAGGCUAGUCACCUUUUACACAGUCCGUUCAAUUAUUCAUUCUGUGGGACAUUAAUUUAACAUGUUUCAAUUGAAUUUGCCACCAGGUGAGAGUCAUACAUAACUUGCACAAAUGUGAUUGUCCAAAGCAGACUUAAUGUAUGUUUUUUUGUGAAGGGUAAUUUACAUAAUUACAAGUCAGAAAACCUCCAGGUUCUUGGGUCUUGUUAUUCAGUGGGUGGGAGGUGUUCUGAGUUUUCCUUUGUCAUCUGGUCAGUGUAUCUUUACACAAUUACUGUUCCUGUCUGCAAGGAAUAUGCAGAUAAGUUUGGAAAACAUAAUGCCAGUGAUUUCCAAAAUCUGAUUUAAAGUGCUUCUUUUAAUAAGGUUAAAUCUAAUUUAACUGUAGAUGGUAAUACCAAGUAUGAUUGUGGUUUGUAAAGCAGUUUAGUCUUGAAUUGUCAUUGUUUUUAUGCUGCAUAUUGGUAAUUUUGAAGGUAAAGUAUCACAUAACCUAAAAUCAUCCCUUUUUGACUAGAAUUGUGGUGAAAUUGACAAACAGCUGUAACUUCUCAGGCAGACAUUCUAAAAAUCUUGUGAUGUUAACAUGGUGCUGUUUUUACACUCGCAUCUUACUCUGAUGUCUGGAAAAUAAUUUGUGUUGCAGUGAAAGCAUCCGUGAACAGACUGUGCGUCUAUCUGCCAGUUAUAGGUUUAAUAGAAGUGAAUGUAAAACUUGUACAGUUGUUUACCCAGACAGCCUAUCUGGUGCUUGGUUAUUUUUCUGUGUGGUCAGCUUGUUUUGUUUUGUUUUAAUCACAGCUGACACUGACAGCUCAGUGUGUUACAUGAUUGGGUUUCUAAUGCAGUCUUUGGUAUCCAAUACAGGAACUAAGCACUUGUCCCAGAGAGUUGUUAAUGAAAUUGGGAUCCAGGUACUGCAUUGGCAGUUUUACAUACAUGUGAAUGUAUUGCUUACAUUCUACCUGUAAUGAAAUAGCUGCACGUUUGUGGUUUAUAAAUAUCACACAUACACACACACACUGUCCUUCCAGAAGCAGUUGGACACGCAGUUAUCAUACAUAAAAUGUUUAGAUCACCUUGUGGCCUUAACGACUGCUUCACUGUAGUUCAGAGGCGUGUGGUAUGAGCUGACUGUAAACCUCAAAUCAUUGUGGUCUCCAAUACCUUUAGAUCUUUGGUAAGAUUGCUCUCCUGCCCGUGCUCCUAUAAGUCUCAGCAAUGCUGUGAUUCCCAAGGCACUGCACUUGCCUCAUUCUACUGCGCUUAUUCUCUGCGAACAAAAAUUGUUGACAGUUGCCCCAUUUGUCUUCCUUGGAGGCGUAUCCCAUGACUUCUGAUUGGAUGUUAUUAAACGUGGUCUUUAAUGGAACUGAUUUGAAAGCAUUGAUUGUUUAGUAUACAGAAAGAUCUGUGACCUGUCAGCGCCCUGUGGUCUAAAUAACCAAAGUUUAAGGUAUGUCACCUUCACCUUCAUACUGUUGGGUUUAAAAAUACAAAAUGUACUUCAUGGUUUCCUGAGCUUUUAGUUUUAAGUUGGUUUUUGGGUGAAGUUCCCUUUUUCAGCCAUACUUGUGUCUUUUAAUAGUGGUACUGGCAGGCGAUUCUUCAGCCAGGUAUGAGCUUUAAACAUGAAACUAUAUUCUAAUUUGCACUUGUUUGCCAAACAUUUUUGCAUCAUCAAUCCACAUAGUAUUGGCACCAUUGGUUCAUCAUAUAAAGGAUCUCUUGUGUAUGAAAUAAGCUUUGGAUUUUAAUUUAUUGCGGAGUGUUCAUUUACGUAACUGAAGUGAUCCUAAAAUGAUUUCACGUCAGUGAUAAAUGAGAACAUUGUAGUUCAUGUAUUGUCAGAUGUUCGAUGUUUUUUUUUUUCUUCCUUUUGUAGACCAAUGUAUCUGUCCUGAGUAAUUUUAUCAUUAAAUAAAAUAUUUCAGAAGUCAGAAAA
Molecule: messenger RNA, 3211 nt
Organism: Brienomyrus brachyistius
Lineage: Eukaryota; Metazoa; Chordata; Actinopteri; Osteoglossiformes; Mormyridae
Gene: r3hdm4
Product: R3H domain containing 4
Exons: 8
Coding region: 284-1102 (272 amino acids)
Molecular function (GO): nucleic acid binding
Source: RefSeq, a predicted model, not a curated record